CAAUGCCUAUGAGAUCUUUCAGGUGCAUCGGAAAGCUACUGAAACAGUGCAGCGAGAUUUGGAUGCGGUGGUGAAAAUAAAGGAAGAGUUAGUGGCUGAAAACCCUGAAAAUGUGAUGUUGGAAAGAUUCUACGGAGACCCAUGUAUGCCUCCUACCUGGCAAGGUUUAACCUGUGAAGAGAGGAACAAUAGCUUUGUCAUCACUAAACUCGAUCUUUCGUCUAUGAAUUUGCGUGGACCAUUACCUACAGUCAUUGGUGAUCUAGCAGAGUUAAAGGAACUGGACGUGCAAAAGAAUUACUUCACAGGGUCUCUCCCAGAAUCUUUUGCCUCACUGCACCAUUUGUCAAAACUGUCUAUCGGUUGCAAUCCAAACGUCAGCAGCCGACUUCCUCCUGGUUUAUCUAAUAGGGAAAAUCUAACUGUAGAUAAUGAAAGCUGUGUUUCUAAAGCCUCUUCACUAGCACAAAACCGUGAACAAAGUACUUAUGUCCUCAGAACUGUCGCCGGAGGAUCUGUGGCAUUUACUGUCACACUUGGGAUAUUUUUCACAUGUUUCUACAGACGUGCUCGACCUAAAAAACAGUACCCAGUUAUAAAGAAUGCAGUAUUCUCGGAAUCCAGCUUCAGUGGACCUCCUAUGAGCCCAUCAGUAAAAUCCUUCUCUCUUCAAUAUGUUGAAAGAGCAACAAGAAAUUUCAGUACUCUGAUUGGUGAGGGGGGAUUUGGAGCUGUUUACCGUGGAACUUUACCACACGGAGAAGAGGUUGCUGUAAAGGUCCGGUCAGCCACAUCAACUCAAGGAACCCGUGAGUUUGAUAAUGAGGUAACACUUCUUUCAACGAUCCGGCACGAAAAUUUGGUUCCCCUUCUUGGCUACUGCUGUGAAAAUGAUCAGCAAAUUCUAGUUUAUCCUUUCAUGUCAAAUGGUUCACUACAAGAUCGUCUUUAUGGGGAAGCAUCAAAAAGAAAGGCGCUGGACUGGCCAACCCGACUCUCUGUUGCGCUCGGUGCUGCUAGAGGUUUAAUGUACCUGCACACUUUUGCUGGGAGAUGCAUCAUACACAGGGAUGUGAAGACGAGCAACAUUCUUCUAGAUGAUUCUAUGCGUGGCAAGGUGGCAGAUUUUGGUUUCUCUAAAUAUGCACCUCAAGAGGGAGAUAGUGGUGCUUCUUUGGAAGUAAGAGGAACAGCUGGGUAUUUAGACCCAGAGUACUAUUCAACCCAGCAACUAUCGACUAAAAGUGAUGUAUUUAGCUUUGGAGUGGUGCUUCUAGAAAUUGUGACUGGAAGAGAGCCGCUAAAUAUACAUAGACCACAAAAUGAAUGGAGCUUAGUAGAAUGGGCAAAGCCAUUCAUCAGAGAAUCAAGAAUUGAAGAGAUUGUAGAUCCAAGUAUAAUGACCAGUUACCACGCAGAAGCAAUGUGGAGGGUUGUAGAGGCUGCAUUAGCAUGCAUCGAGCCCUUCUCCACUUAUCGACCAAACAUGGUUGAUGUUGUUCGUGAACUAGAGGAUGCUUUGAUUAUAGAGAAUAAUGCUUCAGAGUACAUGAGGUCCAUUGAGAGCUUUGGAGGCUCAAACCGCUUCAUAUCUAUUGAACGGAAAAUGUCUGUGAAGAAAACUUCUCCACCCGACCCAUCUCCUAACUACUGCCUACUUCCUGCUCCGUUGCCGAGGUAGUUUGAGUAUGUAACAAUGACUGACAUAUGUUCUCUCUGAGAUGAGAAGCUGAUGCUUAUCAUUAAAUGUAUAAGCACGAGAACAAAAUGUAUUCACUACUCAUAUGUAUAGAUGUAGAUUUUGUCAGUAGAUAUGUGGAUUCUUUACGGAGGAGUUAUAUCUUGAUAGUUGGU
Messenger RNA from Asparagus officinalis (garden asparagus), 1854 nucleotides. Its product is annotated as nodulation receptor kinase-like. The record is from RefSeq and is a predicted model, not a curated record. The coding region runs from base 116 to 1681 and encodes 521 amino acids. The transcript has 12 exons. Gene Ontology annotation, molecular function: protein kinase activity; ATP binding; protein binding. Gene Ontology annotation, biological process: protein phosphorylation. NCBI's taxonomy places the organism in Eukaryota, Viridiplantae, Streptophyta, Magnoliopsida, Asparagales, Asparagaceae.